This is a messenger RNA of Brenthis ino (lesser marbled fritillary), 714 nucleotides long. The record is from the annotation of a GenBank genome assembly. Lineage: Eukaryota; Metazoa; Arthropoda; Insecta; Lepidoptera; Nymphalidae.
AUGGGUCCAAGAGGCGGCUCAUCAGGUGCCACAUACAUACCAUUAAAUAGAUCGUCUACUUUCUUGAGAUCUUUUAACCAUAAAAAAGUACUAGAAGAUGAAUUCGCGAUAGCCAACGUGCAGUGUCAGUACGAGUGCAGCGACACGGAGGUGGACGAGCGCGCGAGUCGUGUCACCGGCGACCACAACUAUGACACGCGAGACGAGCCACCGGCUUUCAUCAUACAUCAAGUACCUGCUUCGUCCUCAUCGCAAGGCCCGUUCGUGGAGGUGCGUCCCGGGCUCAUGACGCUGACGCCGGGCUGCGUGCCGGCCGUCAACGUAAUACACAUUGGAGAGAGGUCACAGGUAACAAAUAGCAUGGUGGUGGGCAACACUAACAACAACGUGGGCAGCCCCGGCGCCGCGCCGGCCGGGCAGGACUACAGCAUGAGUAUGAACAAGAGGAUCCGGAGGAGUGAGGUGGUGCUGCGGCAGGCGGCGGACUGCGUGUCGCGCGGGUCCACCUUCCAGACCGUGUCCGAGCAGUUCAACAUCCCCAUCUCCACCAUACGAUUCUUCAUGGCCCGUAAAGGAAUCCUUCCUCGACGUCGUCGUGGAAGAACUACACAUUUAGCGCGCACGUGCAGUAGUCCGGAGGAGCCGCCCUUCCACAUGCAACACUUCAAGUUGCCAGAUAUGCUAGCUCUGAAGGCGGACGACGAACCUAAUACC